Messenger RNA from Zophobas morio, 1913 nucleotides. RefSeq names its product transmembrane protein 184B (gene Tmep). The record is from RefSeq and is a predicted model, not a curated record. Lineage: Eukaryota; Metazoa; Arthropoda; Insecta; Coleoptera; Tenebrionidae. Gene Ontology annotation, molecular function: transporter activity. Bases 232 to 1566 code for a protein of 444 amino acids. The transcript has 7 exons. Gene Ontology annotation, biological process: transport. Gene Ontology annotation, cellular component: membrane.
UGCGCAUGCAAAGAGGUCAUCGCAAAAUAUGGCGGAAAUCUGAGGAAGGUGUGUGUUAAUGUGCGUUGUUUUCGUGGAAAAGAGCCCUAUGCAGGGCGUGAGUAAAUCAUAAUGUUGGUGAAUUUGGUUUUAUAGUGGCCGUUAAACACCCUGUAUAAAAAAGUUUUGCGAAAACCUGACGAACUAUACCAGAACCGAGGUUUUGUUUUGUGACAGUUGGACCAGCACAGUAUGUCAUCAACGACUAGAGUGACAAGCAGUAUCAGUAGCACAACCGCGUCAUCAUUGGCGGCAAGUUUAGUGGCGAACGCGACCAUGGCCACUUCGGUACCAGAAAAUGUGCAUUCAGCUCCCUCGGAACCCAUUUUUCUUCAGACGAAGCUGGCCCAAGGCAUCGCCGGCGUGUUCGUGUGGGCUGCUUUGUUUGUCACUUGUACACAGAUCUACCAUCACUUGCGAUGGUACACCAACCCGACUGAGCAGAGAUGGAUAGUUAGAAUCUUAUUCAUAGUACCAAUAUACGCAACGUACUCAUGGAUCAGUCUUUUGUUCUUCAAUUCAGAGAGCUACUACGUAUAUUUUUUCACCGUCCGCGAUUGUUACGAAGCUUUCGUCAUAUACAAUUUCCUAUCGCUCUGCUACGAAUACCUGGGAGGUGAAGGCAACAUCAUGUCAGAAAUCCGCGGCAAACCGAUCCGUUCGAGUUGCCUUUAUGGUACCUGUUGUUUGAACGGCAAAACGUACACGAUCGGUUUCCUCAGGUUCUGUAAACAGGCGACUUUGCAGUUUUGUCUCGUUAAACCCUUGAUGGCUUUCGUGAUUAUAUUCCUGCAAGCGUUCGGACAUUACCGCGACGGAGACUGGAGUCCAGACGGAGGCUACAUUUACAUCACCAUUAUUUAUAACAUUUCCGUGUCUCUUGCCCUUUAUGGAUUGUUCUUGUUUUAUUUUGCCACCAGGGAUCUUUUGACGCCUUUCGAACCCGUCUUGAAGUUCUGUACAGUCAAAUCUGUGAUUUUCUUGUCGUUUUGGCAAGGUGUUGGCUUAGCCAUCUUGGAAAAGGCCAACGUGAUCUCGCCCAUUAUCGACAACAGCGGUACACGAACGUCGGCCGGUACGGUUUCAGCUGGUUAUCAGAACUUUUUGAUUUGUAUUGAAAUGUUUUGCGCCGCUAUCGCUCUAAGAUACGCUUUUCCGUACCGAGUUUAUGCCCAGGGAUGUGUUACCGAUUCGCGUGGACGAUCUGUUACAAUGCAGAGUAUUUCAAGUAGUCUUAAAGAAACUAUGAAUCCCAAAGAUAUCAUGACGGAUGCGAUUCACAAUUUCCAUCCACAGUACCAGCAGUACACGCAGUAUAGUUCAGGUGGGAAAAAUGGGCGCGGCAUGCGGCUGUCCACGUACGAUCCGGACGACCCCAUGAGCCCCAGCGGCGGGACCGUCCCGCAGUGCUAUAACAGUCUAGAUAACCCAUCUCGACCACCCAUCUCCGCAGGACCACGCGUUUCGACAAUUUCGCAGAAUUAUACGGAAAAGACCAUGCUGCUGAGCUCCGACGAAGACAACUAAUCAUACUAUCAACUACUAGCGAAUUUUUUUGUUCUGACAAGUGAAGAUGAUAUUUUUGUACAAUAGAGUAGCUGUUACAUUCCUUUGACCGCCACGGAUCAGUAUAUUAUUGUUACAUGUACUUAAAAUACUGCAUAUAAUCGAAUUAGUAUGUAUGUGAUGAGCAUUUUCUCCACUUUCAACUUGUCUGUAUCGUUUCGGUGAUUAAGCUGUGCAAUGUAUUUUAACGACAGAAUCAAAAAUGUUCUUAUUCAGAGUAAAUUAUUUUUCAGUUUGUUGUUUUAUCGUUUUCAAUGAGGUUGUUAAAUGUUUUAUUCCGAAAAAUGAUAAUAAAUUAUACUGUUGUA